AUGAUGCUUAUUCAUCUUACUUUAAUGGAUUAAAUUUAUCAUCAGAAACAAAAACAAACAGAGGAAAAUUAUUAUUUUUUUAUUGAUAGAAGUGAUUAAAUGAAAGGAUAAAGAAUUCAAAUAGCAAAGCAAUUAUUAGUUGUAUUCUUAUAAAUUUUACCAGAAUUCUUUUUAGAGCUAAUGGAAAAGAAUGUUUAAAAAACAAUAAUAUUAUAAUCAAUAAUAAUUAAAUAAAGCAAUCUAAUUAUUCAGUUAGAUUUACCAGAAAGAAAUAUUUCACAAAUUAUCCAAAAUCAAUCACUACAAUUAAAAAAAUGA
Molecule: messenger RNA, 318 nt
Organism: Paramecium sonneborni
Lineage: Eukaryota; Ciliophora; Oligohymenophorea; Peniculida; Parameciidae
Source: the annotation of a GenBank genome assembly